This is a messenger RNA of Candidula unifasciata, 3519 nucleotides long. NCBI's taxonomy places the organism in Eukaryota, Metazoa, Mollusca, Gastropoda, Stylommatophora, Geomitridae. The record is from the annotation of a GenBank genome assembly.
AUGGCCAAUCGAGGUUACCUCAGCGGACCUCAUCGACUGCUUCCGAGCUACACUUCCAUUGCUGGCCCCAGAACGGGCGUUGGAGCAGUUUCGAACUCCCGAUCUAGCCCGCCAGACUUCACCUAUGACGCCUUCCCGAGAUCGACUUCGGGAGGGGGUGGUGCCAGAGAAAGCACAAAUUACACUCGCGGGCCACCCUCGCCCGCUAGCUCGGCUCUGAACAUAAGCUACCCAAACGUCAACAAGUUCCCAUAUGGUCUCUCCGGUGUGCAGAUGCCGACCUACAACUUCGGAUCUGAGUUGUACAAUUACGUCAGCAAUGGCUUCCCAAGAAAGUCCCGCAUGUGCACAUUUUGUAACAAAGUGUUCACUCGAUCCACAACUAGGCGCUAUCAUGAGCGCCGUUGUCCCCUUCUGAGAGCGUCUAACAGUCUGGCCAAAAGUGAGGAAAAUUCCGCAGCAGCGGCGGCAGCAGCAGCAGCAUUGAAAGAACAGCAGCAGCGCUACAAAGAAACGGCCAGCGCCAUUUCUAGCCAGUCACAAUCAUCUAUGGUUCAUAGUACAAGUACUUCCAACACUUCGUCGUCAUCUCAGGCGGCAGCAAAUUUGUCAUCGGCCCUGCCCUCAAUAUCCUCCCCGCCCCACAGCUUACACCCUGCCUAUCCUUCCCAUUAUUCUCCAGCCUCUGCGUUAGGUUCGAGUCCUUCUAGAAGCGCUGCCGCAGCGUAUAGCUACGCACAUACAUACGGGUCGCAUUUCUACAACACAUUGUCUGCUGCGGCCCUGUCAUCACUUGACCAGAACAGCAAUUCUUUGCAGGUGAAAAAAGAAUCUGAUAGCACUUCUUGGCUAUCGUCAGCAUCAUCGCCCAAUUCGAAACCUCGGGAGCACAAUGGCACUCAUAGCUCACUCUUGGGAACCGUCUCGUUGGCCAGCAAAUCAUUCCUUGCUAACUCAGGGGUGGACCUUUCUCCCAGGCAAAGCGCAGACUUUCACAUCAGGUCACAGAUCCCUGUAUUCCCAGCAUCAAGUCUUCGUGAUAUGACUAGGUCGCCGUCGCCGGAGCCUGGUGAAACGAGAUCGUCGUCACCGUCCGUGGUUAACAGAAGAGAUUCUGCCAGUCCACAUGUUCUGUCUGCCAAGGAUGAAGAGUGGAAACAAGCUAGUCAUGAGAAAGCCGACUACAGGAACAAAAUAGCAGUUGCUAACAUCUCCGGAGCUCGCUUGAAGACCACGUCCCCGCCACCCAUUGUGUGGAAUAAGAAAGCCAGAUUAGAGCGGGCUCAGGAGCAGUAUAUGAAAAUCCAGUCUAUGGACGAGGAGGAAGAUGAAGAGGAAGAGGAUGAAGAAGACGAGGAUGAAGUUGAAGAGGAUGAGGAGCAGUUUAACGAAAAUGGUAGUAGUUACAUAGAAGGCAAUGACGGACAGAAGAAAUCAGAAGAAAACAUCUCAGGUUCAAUAAGUGAGAAUUCCUCUUAUGACCAUCUCACAUGCCAGUUUUGUAAAAAGUCAUUUUCAGACAUCAUAACACGACAGGCCCAUGAAGCUCUGCAUAAUCAGACCAAAUCAUUUGGAUGCUGUCUGUGUUCUCAUGCGUUCCAUUGCGCCUACAGCCUGCGCAUCCACCUGAUCCGUCACCACAAUGAGGGACCAUACACAUGUAAACAAUGUUCUAACACAUUCGAAGAAAUCACUGAUCUAAAAUCACAUCUUCUGGCAGAUCACACCAUCACUAAACAAGAAGCUUGCUCUCUGAAAUAUUUCGUUCUACUGGAUAACUCAGAACGCAACAUAGCGCAGUCAGGAGCGGUUUCUGACAGCGAACAAGACACGAAAGAUAAAAGUACAUUGUCACAGAGAAGAAGCGCAGACAGCCUGCCCAGUGAACUCAAAGAAGCAGAGCCAGAAUCGAAAAGUCACGAAAAUAACGACUUAGUAGAACCAUUUAUCAACGGAGCAGGUCUCAGCAAUGAAGAAACGGAAGUUUGUAAAAUUUGCAACAAGGCAUUUGCCAAAUCCUUUAUUCGUUUUCACGAACGAGCACAUGCAGAUCAAAAGCCAUACGAAUGUCCAAUCUGUAACAAAAGAUUUGGCUACAAGAAUAACAUGAAGUCCCACAUGAAGCUUCACCAAGGACUCAAACCCUACCAAUGCCAGAUUUGCGGAGCCAGGUUCACAAGAGGGUCCACCCUGAGACGCCAUGGCCGACGCCAUAAGGUGUCCAGAAACAACAUGCUGGACUACGCCUUGUUCGAUCAGAAUACCACCCCGAUGAGAAGUUCAGGUAAUGGCAUGAACAUAACCUCCACAUCUGCUUCUAUCCCCACUGCUUCUCAUACCACACACGUAACAGCAGCUCUCACAAACACCACAGAGGGUCAGGCCGGUUCCAGAUAUCACAAAACUGCUACCGCAGACCAUCAGCUUAACAAAUCAUUCGGUUACACAUCUCAUGCUCGGUCGUCCAUACAACCCACCAUGUCCAGCGUAGACAUCGAUAGAUACAAUUCAGUUGGAAGAGUCACGUCUCCAAGAACCUCUCCAGUGAGUGCUAGCUCUCCCAGAGUCUCUUCAAGUUUUCUUCCAUCGCAGACCAUGACGUCUCCUCUGGUGGGUGGACUUGCAGCUGUAGCAGCGGCCAAUAUUUUUGCUUAUCCGGGUGCCGCCACGCCCCAUUUGUACCAGUUUUACGCAUCCUCCAAUCAUCUGAUGCCAUACUCUGCCUAUUCUUCCAACCAUGGAGUCCCACACGCGGUACAGUCAGACGCCCUGAAUUUAAGUCUUGGAAAACGUAAAUCAGUACUUGAAGAGGACGAACGAGUCCAAAAAAUCAGAGCUCAAAGAAAAGAUUCGGAUAGUUACAGUAGAAAUAGCCCACCAGUUGACAAUAUCCAGAAAAAUGGAGGUAGCGUAAAAGUAGAAGCUGAAGAACCAGGUGAAAUGAUUAAAGAGUGCAAUCCGUUUGCUCAGAAUUUCCUAUCGAAAACUGAAAAGUACCAGGGUAUAAACAAAUUACAAGACAAAACCGAGGUGAAAUAUGAGUCCAAAGAAGCUCUGAAAAUUUCUACAGAAGAUUUUGCUGCUCAGGUAAACAUGUGCUGCCCAAGUCCACUGGUUCAAUCAUCCACGUCCUCGCUUCAUCACCAGUCUUCUGCGGGAAGUCCUGUAGGUUCGUCGUCCUGUACCGACUCCAACAUCCAAGCUCAUGCUAGUCCGUCGGGGAUCAGCCAUCACAGCAGUCCAGCCAACUCGGCGCCGAGUCCGACGAACAUCAGCGAAAACCACCUACAAGAGCUGCUGCUGUCACUGCUAGCUUCUGGGAAGAUGUUCCGGUGUUCUUUCUGUGAGAUUUACUUCACGGAAUAUGCCAUGUUUCGGCUCCACCAGAAGUACCACCAGUCUGAUGUCUCCCGACCCUUCUUGUGCUCUGUUUGCGGAGAAGACUGCAAGGAUAAGACUUACUUUACAGUUCACCUGUCAGAGCAUCUAGGCCUGAGCACCAAGUCUGGUCUUGCUUGA